Botrytis byssoidea is the source of this 2115-nucleotide messenger RNA. RefSeq lists its product as uncharacterized. Gene Ontology annotation, biological process: base-excision repair; nucleotide-excision repair; base-excision repair, AP site formation. NCBI's taxonomy places the organism in Eukaryota, Fungi, Ascomycota, Leotiomycetes, Helotiales, Sclerotiniaceae. Gene Ontology annotation, molecular function: damaged DNA binding; 8-oxo-7,8-dihydroguanine DNA N-glycosylase activity. The record is from RefSeq and is a predicted model, not a curated record. The transcript has 5 exons. The coding region runs from base 1 to 2115 and encodes 704 amino acids. Gene Ontology annotation, cellular component: nucleus.
AUGGGCAAUUUAAGGAUCUCAGAAUGGAGGAAGCUUCCAGUGAGUUUGGCAGAGCUUUGUAUAGAUACUACAUUACGUUGUGGACAAUCUUUUCGGUGGAAGAAAGCUGUAGGUGAAGAUCAUUGGUUUUGUACACUACAUGGCCGUAUAAUAUCUCUUAAACAGGACUCAACUCAUCUUCACUAUCGCACAAUAUUUCCUGAGAUCAAAGUUGCUUUGAAUCAUCAGCCUUUAGUAAAGAAGGAAAAGCUUGAAGAUGAGGAUGACACAGAAUCUUUACUUCGGCAUUACUUGAACCUUUCACCAAACUUGACUGAAUUGUAUGAACAAUGGUCUUUAGUCGAUCCAAAUUUCAAGAAAAGAGCACCUAAGUUUACAGGAGUUCGUAUUCUCAAACAAGAUGCUUGGGAGGCUUUGGUAGGUUUUAUUUGCAGCAGCAACAAUAAUAUUAUAAGAAUUUCUCAAAUGGUCAAUAAUUUGUGUUUACAUUAUGGCCCCCUAAUAGGACAUAUUGAUGAUCAGCCAUUCCAUGACUUCCCACAACCUGAAGCCUUAAUUGGUCCUGGAGUAGAGUCACAUCUCCGCGUUCUAGGCUUUGGGUAUCGAGCAAAGUACAUUGCCCAAACAGCAUCAAUUGUGGCAUCGAAGCCAAAAGGCUGGCUCGAAAGUCUUCGCAAUCCAGAGACUUUUGACGUACCCUUUGAAGGGAAACUUCCCGCAGGAGGACGUCCUGGGUAUAGAAAAGCACAUGAAGAGCUUCUCGAGCUUCAAGGUGUGGGUCCAAAAGUAGCUGAUUGCGUUUGCUUGAUGGGCUUGGGGUGGGGAGAGGCGGUCCCUGUGGACACUCACGUUUGGCAAAUUGCUCAAAGGGACUACAAAUUUGGAAAAGGAAAACAUAAGAGUCUUACCAAAGCUACAUACGAUGCGAUUGGUGAUCAUUUUAGAGGGUUGUGGGGUAAAGAGGCUGGCUGGGCGCACUCAGUCUUGUUCGCGGCGGAUUUGAAAGCAUUUUCUGAUAAACUUGUCAGCAAGGUCGAAGUUAAAGUUGAUGAGCUUGAGAUCAAGCAGGAGAAUGGGGAUGUGCUGGAGAAGAAAGUGACAGUCAAGCGAGAGUAUCCACCAGAAGAGAUGGAUUUGAAAGAGGAAGAGAAAGUAGUGAUCAAGCGCGAAGGAGUUACGGAGGAACUCGAAAUCAAGGAUGAAGUAAAAGUUUUUGAGCCAUCGGCAAGAAGUGUCAGAGCGAAGAGGAGGAAAUUCAUUGAGCAGCAGCAGCAACCUCCCCACUUCCACAUCAUUUCCAGACUGGUACUGCCCGCCGACACUAUGGGAUGGCUAGAUUUUUCUUCAAAAUCCAAGAAGGAAGAAAAAAAUGACACUCGGUCCUCCUUCUCAUGGGGCGACAAUCUCAAUGCCACGGACUGGCAGCAUUACACGGAUCCGCGAACCUUGAUACCGACCAUUUUGUUGACCACCACCAUUUUAGUUUCCACGCGCUUCUAUCGCUCUUAUUUACGUCGCAUUCCUGAAGCUGCAUAUAUUCGACCCGGAUUCUUCAGGAAGAGGAGUUUAUUUGGAACGGUCACGAGAGUGGGCGAUGCGGAUAAUUUUCACCUUUUUCACACGCCUGGUGGGAGGCUGGCGGGCUGGGGAUGGAUGCCCGGCCGCAAGCAGUUACCCGAGGGAAAGGAUUUGAAGAACAAGACGAUCCACGUUCGAAUCGCCGGCAUCGACGCACCCGAAGGAGCGCAUUUUGGGAAACCGGCGCAACCUUUUUCCGCCGAAGCGCUGAUCUGGCUGCGGAAAUAUAUUCAGAAUCGACGCGUGCGCGCGUACAUUUACAAACGCGACCAGUAUGAUCGGGUGGUGGCUACAGUGUGGGUGCGGCGAUUUCUCGUGCGCAAGGAUGUGGGAAGGGAGAUGUUGCGGGCGGGCAUGGCUACGGUGUAUGAGGCGAAGAUGGGAGCGGAAUUCGGAGACUUCGAGGCACAGUAUCGCGCGAUUGAAGAAGAGGCCAAGAGGAAGAAACUGGGUAUGUGGUCGGGGAAGAAAAAGGAUUACGAAAGCCCAAGAGAUUAUAAGACCCGCACGGCGGAUGCAGCAAAUAUGAUGAAAUGA